CAAACCCGCCCUUAAUAUCCUCGCCUUUGGCACCGCCCUUGACACCACUCCUGACACCGCCCACUGAAAGCCUUCCUCCCCCACAGGCCGGCGAGCGUCUGUACCGCCUCUACCUCUCCGGCGUGGAAGUCCGGGGCGUCUCCGCGGGGCCCAGACUCCGGCUCCUUCCGGCGUCCUCGGCAGUUGCGCGCUUCUCCCGCGACGACCUGAUAUAUGUGACGAAAUCGCCGGAUUACUGCCACCCGGAGCCCCGUCUCGGCUCCCUGGGGACCGUCGGCAGGCAGUGCAACGCCACGUCCAAAGGAGUGGACGGCUGCGGCAUAAUGUGCUGCGGCCGCGGCUACUCGUCCCGGGCCGUGCGCACCCACCACCGCUGCCACUGCAAGUACCACUGGUGCUGUUACGUAACCUGCCAGACGUGUGCGAUUUGGCGAGAUAUCCACACAUGUAAUUGACUGCGGUCCACCAUCUUGCGGGCCGCCAUUCACCUGAGUUUACUGCGCCGCUGUCUGGAUGGCGGAGGUAAAAAAAAAAUUGUGAUCCAGUGCGUUGUAUCAUAAUGUACAAAUUCCUAAU
Penaeus indicus is the source of this 576-nucleotide messenger RNA. Its product is annotated as protein Wnt-5b-like. Gene Ontology annotation, biological process: canonical Wnt signaling pathway; multicellular organism development; cell fate commitment. NCBI's taxonomy places the organism in Eukaryota, Metazoa, Arthropoda, Malacostraca, Decapoda, Penaeidae. The annotation marks the transcript as partial. Gene Ontology annotation, molecular function: cytokine activity; frizzled binding. Gene Ontology annotation, cellular component: extracellular region. The transcript has 2 exons. The record is from RefSeq and is a predicted model, not a curated record.